UCAUCGAAGAAGAAUAGAGACCCUGAGAGAUGACGUCGCAGCUGGACCCUAUUGGAAUCUCGAGCCAGGGUUCAGGUACACAUCGGAAUCUUAUUGGAUAUGGAAAAUCGCGAGGUCCUCUCUGAAAAAUGUUGGUGUGGAAGCUAAUUCGAGCAUUUUCACAGCAGCGGACAGUUCUAACAAAACUAAAUAUGGUUUAUAUUGCAUGCUCCAUACGUUGAAGAUAUACACCAAAAUACGCCGAAGACCAAGCCAACAGAGUCAGUUGUUUUAGAGCCACUGUUUUAGGAGGUUCGUGUGCUGACCGCUAUCAAUGUGCCUGUCAUGUUUACAUUUUCGCGCGAGGGCCCCCCAGCUAGCUCUCUAGCUAGCAAUGCACAUUCACUGCAUGUUGUGUUGGACUUGCUCGUCUGUAAGCAAUGCAUACACCUUUGCAAAUGACAACAACAUUAAAAACAGUAUAACGUGCAUGUAUAUACGUUUAUAGAGUUAUCUAUGUGACACAAGACAUGUUAAACUCGCACGUCCUAGACCAGUGUCUUCAUCUCGAGUCGUGUAACGUUACUGUAGCUACAUCGACAUAAAUCCGGAUAUAUCCGUUUUUAUUCAAGUUAAAUAACUAAGGUAUUUGAGGUAUACAUGUUAUGUUGAUGACAAAGUGUUAACAAAAGCAUCGCAUUAAAGCUGCACCUUCUGCAAGACCUCUUCGAUCACUCCCGAAUCAGCAUCGUUUCUUUGGUUUGAAAACAAUCACAGCAGUAUUUUCUUCAGUUUAAAGUUAGAAUCUUUACCUUUUUUACGUGGUCAAAUGACGUGAUCUUGAAUACAACGUUAGUCUACUAUACUGUAACUUUACUGUUGUCCUGUUUAACCUCCUGAUGUGUACAUGAUUCGUCAUGAUUGACAGCUGAGCUUCCAACUCUGGAACCUGGGUGACGUCACACAAACCUGAGCCAGGGAGAUUAAAGAUGUCGGAGAAGGUGCAGAACACCUUCAGGUUGCAGCUGUCCUCCGUCAUGGACUCCCUGCUCACUGCAGCCGUGGGUGAGAUCUCCAAGAUCUUUGAGGGCAGUCUGAGUGAGCAGCAGGCAGAGCUCACGCAGAGUGUAGAGGAGAUCUCAGCAUUGAAGGGGAAGCUGAGGCUGGCAGAGAUGAGGUUGAAGGAGGGUGGGAAAAUAAAGGUGUUGGAUGGUACGUCUGCCAACACCUCUGGGCAAACAGUCACUGACGUGACGACAAUUGCUGAUAUAGAAGAAGAAGUACCCGAUUGGUGCGAGCCUCUUCAGUCAGAAGAUUCUUUAAUUCCACCCUCGAAGAUCAAAAAGGAAAAUGAGUGGCCAUGGGUGGACCUGCGACCAUUGAGUGUGUCUCUAUGGCGCAUCCCUAACAUCAAACAAGAGGCUGAAGAUUUUGAUAACCACUUGCUGACAGCCCUAGCCAGGAGUCCUCCACAAAAAGGGUCGGCUGCGGAGCGGUUGUUAAACAGACGGUUAAAAGACAUACCUGAACUGAGCGCGGCCUGGUCAGGGUAUGGUUGUGGCUCAGUAGGGCGGGGGCUGAGGAAGACCCACGGUAGUCUGUUGUGCACAUUCAAACAAGAAAAUCCGGAACCCCAGAGCAGCGUCUUAUUAGAUAAGAAUGUCUUGAGGCACAGCACAAGACAUGGAAAAGAUUGUGACUUACAAAGCAAACACAGAGAGGGGACACAUGGGAAAACGAGUGACAUAGUAAAAAAGAAGGUAGGAAGGAGAAGAAAGCAUUUAAAAAUGGAACCUACUGCAGAGGAAGAAGCAACAACCAGUGGAACUGACAAGAGUUUCUGCUGCAAAUACUGUGGGAAGGGCUUUCACAGAGAGUUUGGUCUUUCUGUGCACAUGAGGUCUCAUAACAAGGGGACAUACAAAUGUCCUAAGUGUCUCAAAAAGUUUCCGUAUCCAAGUGCACUCCGUGUGCACACAUUGAACAGCCACGGCAAAACAGAAAAGAACAAACCUUGCUCUAAUGUCAAAGAAAAGUUGAACUCUAUCAACCACAAAGUGAAAUCCCUCUCCCCCAUCAGAACAAAGCCUACUUCCCCCAACAACAAACCUCUCUCUUCCAGCAAGGCCAAACCUCUACCCCCCAAAGACAAACCUACCUCCCCCAACAACAAAGCUGGCUCCCCUAAAGGCAGCACACAUCCUUGUCACGUUUGCCAUAAGGAGUACACUUCUGCAAAAUCCCUGCAGGACCACGAACACAUUCACACAGGUGAGAGACCGUACCCUUGUAACCAGUGUGGGCAGAGGUUCCGUGUAAAGCAGUUCCUGAUAUUACAUUUGCGUAAAGCCCAUGCGGAUGUGUACGGGGGUGAGGAGAGCAGCAGAUACCUCUCCUGGACUGCACCAGUGGAGGAUCCCAUUGCUAACAGUGCUGAGCAGCAACCUGCCAUUAAGUCAAAGAGCAAAGACGAUCGACGUGCAAAGGAAAACAGCAAACAGAAGCAAAUGCCAGAAACAGACGGCCUGUUUCAAUGCACAGUGUGUAAAAAGCUGCUAAGUUCACAGAUGAGCCUCGUUCAACACUUCCGCAUCCACACAGGUGAGAAACCGCUCAGCUGCGAAGAGUGCGGCAAGAAAUUCCGCUGUCACCCCAUCUUGAUCAGCCACAGGAAGUCCGCCCACCCCGGGAAGAAGUACCAAUGCCUCAGGUGUGUUCAGCAAUUUGAGACCAUGGCUGAACGUAAGAGACAUCUGCUACAAGUCCACCAAUUCAAGAAACUCAACCCGCGGUCCCGCUGUCCUCGCUGUAACAGGACUUUCCACAACAGUAACUCCCUGAGGAUCCACUAUGAAACUGUCCAUGCCUGAGUCUGUCCACACAUGGCUCGGCCUAGUCAAGUUGGAGUGUUCAGCAGGACCAGGUUCAAUUACAUUCAGAAAGUCAGAUUGUUACGUCCAUUUGAAGUUACAUUUGUGAUUUGAAAAGUGCUGUUUAUUUUCAAUUAGUCUUUUUUGUCAUCAUUGACUGGCUGAGUGAAAAGCGAAUUGACCCCAACCCUGGUGGCCAAUGAAUUAACAUGAUGCUGAGAGAGGACUCUAAAAGAGCAAAAACAUGUGAUUUGGUGGUCAAUGUUUGUGAUAUGGUGCUCAAUAUGGGUAUCACUGAUCAAACUGUGAUAUGUGGUUGCAGGAUCACAUUUUUUUUAAGUCUGUGCCGGACCAGUUUAUGGCAUUUUUGAUUUCAACGUCUUGGAGCCAUGUUUUAUGUUUUUAGUUUCAUGUAAACACGUCUCUAUCAUUUCUAUGUUAUGACAUGUUAUUUGUACUGUACUUUCUCUAUGUUGUCAAGAAAAGCACAGGGAAUAUACUUUUGCUCAAUCAGGUUUUUUUUUUAUACAUGAAUAAAAUGUAUAUACUGGAGGUUGACUUUAUUCAAUAGGUCAUGUAUACUUCAAUAGGUCAAUAGAUCACCCAGUUUAUUAGUGACCUUUUAUGAAUUACAAUGAUUGCACAAACAUGGGCAGUAGAGACCUCUAGUAAUAAAGGAUAACAAAUAGUACAUGUUCCUCAUUUGCAAUAAUUAUUUCAAGUCAUUAGAUCUUCAGGUACAGUUAAAAGCCAUGUUCACAUUGAAGUGACUCAAAUCCUUUUUCAUAUCCAAUUUGUAUCUGUUUGUUUUCCUGCAGUCUGAACAGCCAAAAAGCACAUGGAAUCUGAUAUUUCAAGCCAUGUUUCAAACCACCUUCGUAGGUAGUGUGAAGUCAGAUACGAAUAUGAUUCCUGGCAAUGUGACUUGUCUGAGUGGUCAAAUCUGAUUUAUUUCCCCGCAAAUGGUUUUUAGACUUAUUUGGCAUAUCUUGUUGCUUGCUAGCUACUAUGUUGACAGUUUGACAAGAUGUGGUAGCGAACGAGCUUGCUAAUUGUUUAAACAAAUAAGUGAAUGUGCCAGAACGCUAAACCACUAACUAGUUGACUGCUGUGGCUAGCCAAAAAGGACUUGUAUUGGAAAUUGGAUAGUCUUAUUCUUUGAGGCUUUAAAAGUGUUCUUACACUAUGAUUUUGAACAUUCAAAGCAAUUAGGAAACGUCCAUGGCAGGUGUUGUCACCUUAGCUUGUUGCAUACUUCUUUCUGAUGGUUACCAAUCAGCCUAUACCACUGUGCAAACACCCUUAGUUACUAUGAACUAUGACAACUAGCGUAGCCGUGUCAGCAAAUGACUGCUGUCACAAACCCGAUUUGUCACUUGUCACUUGCUUUUUGGCCAGUCAGUAUUAAAAAACAGAUUUGAAGUUUAAGGCUUUAGAUUAAGAUAGAACUAACCCAAAAUAGUUCACCUGUGUCGUUUCCAAUGGGAGCAAAUGAAGCAUAGUGGGUAGGAAGGACCAAGCGCGAGAUCAUAUUAGCGCGUUGUAGCAUGUAUUUGCAUAUUUUUGUUAGGGAACGUUUCCUCGGUGAAGUGCGUAUGUGCACAAACUUAAUUCGACCUUGCACUCCUAAACAACGCAAUUUUUAAAAACUUUGGCGAAGAGUCAAGUCUAUAAAAUGUAGUGUACUGUGUUCGUAGUUUUGGGAACAGAAAAAUGUAUUGAGAUCAGAUGUUUAAUCGAUGAGAAAAAUAGCAGAAUAUCGGCACAGUUUCACCUAGUUCUAUCCUCUCCCACUAACCGUGACUGGACAUUCUCUCACUACCAUACGCGGAGAGAACCUUCUAAAUGGAUGCUUCAAUUGUAUAACCCCUGUGACUUGUCUGGGUUAAUCCCUUCUGUCUGUGCUUUAGAACUCCAGGUGUUAAUGGAAUUACUUCAGAAUUUUACAAAUUAUUUUCUGAACAAGUACCUCCCUUCCAAUCUGAAGUAAAACAUUUUUAGAGAGUAUUAAAAACAAUGUUCUCCCUCCUACAAUGAGUCAGGGGUUAAUAACACUGAUACCUAAACCUAAAAAAUAAGUGCGGCUCAUCGAUAACUGGCGUCCAAUUUGUCUUCUUAAUAAUGACUAUAAAAUAUUAGCCUUUCUGCUUGCAAAAAUAAAUAAAGAAGUCCUGGAUGCAAUCAUUGAUGAAACACAGUCUGGCUUCAUGAGGAACAGACAUAUUUCUAACAAUGUCAGACUAGUAUUAGACAUACUUGACUACUCAGACCUAAUAACUGAGGAUAGCUUCAUAUUAUUUUUUUGAUUUUUAUAAAGCAUUUGUCACAGUAGAGCAUCAGUUCCCCUUCUACUCCCUUGAGAAAUUUGGCUUUGGGGAUUUGUUCUGUAAGGCUAUUAAGACUCUAUACAAAUGCUAACAGCUCUAUCAAAUUGAAAUAUGGCACCUCACCUAGAUUUGAGUUAAAGAGAGGAAUUAGGCAAGGUUGUCUUAUCUCUCUGCUUUUAUUAAUCACCCAUGUGCUGCCAUCCUGUUAGAAGGUAACAGAUUAUUUUAUUACAAUGGUUAAAUUGGAUUUUCAUUGUGUUCAAUGGUGUUAUUUUCCCCCUAGUGGCGCUUUCUGGUACUUAGAAAGACGACGCAAACAGGAAGUACAGAAUUUGUUUUGCACGCAUAGAAACAGCUACAAACAACGCUACGGUGCAGGUCUUUCAAUGUAGUUAUUUCUUGUCACGCUUCAGCCUUGGAAAAAUAUUUGUUUGUAAGUUCGAUUCAAGCAUUUAGCUAAUGAUGAUAAUCUUGUUAUUGAUAGAGUUGCUUACAUAUCAAUGUUGGUUGCAUUUACUCACAAAUUGCAAUGCCUUUAAUGUAUGUCGUUAGCUGUAUUACUUUGCUCAUGCGUCAUGCAAACGAAUUGUAAAAUAUACAAUACUGUAGUUUUGUUACUGUUUCUAGUAUAAUAUGUUUUGUUAUUCUACAUAGAUGGUUCUACAUUAUUAGAGUAAUGAAAGGAGCCAAUUACCAUAUGGUUAACAAUUAGCUAUAUGGCUUGGCAUCAUGCCAGAUGCAUGGUACCUUAGCGCGUACUUUGUAUUUAUGCAACUUCAAAUGUUUAAUGUACAGCUACAGUAUGUCGGUGUGAAUUGAACACUAAAGUAUAUUAUUUUCUGUAUUUUGCAGUUUCACAACAUAAACGUUUACAAUAUAUUCAUUCAAGAAAA
Messenger RNA from Oncorhynchus keta (chum salmon), 6069 nucleotides. RefSeq names its product zinc finger protein 271-like. The coding region runs from base 969 to 2849 and encodes 626 amino acids. The transcript has 4 exons. Gene Ontology annotation, cellular component: nucleus. Lineage: Eukaryota; Metazoa; Chordata; Actinopteri; Salmoniformes; Salmonidae. The record is from RefSeq and is a predicted model, not a curated record.